This is a messenger RNA of Dama dama (fallow deer), 4710 nucleotides long. Its product is annotated as olfactory receptor 6B2-like. NCBI's taxonomy places the organism in Eukaryota, Metazoa, Chordata, Mammalia, Artiodactyla, Cervidae. The record is from RefSeq and is a predicted model, not a curated record. Gene Ontology annotation, biological process: G protein-coupled receptor signaling pathway. Gene Ontology annotation, cellular component: membrane. Gene Ontology annotation, molecular function: G protein-coupled receptor activity; olfactory receptor activity. The transcript has a single exon. The coding region runs from base 1960 to 3045 and encodes 361 amino acids.
AUGUCCUGCCUAGAUGACCUGGGGAGACAGCCCCAGGAGCCAGCUGAGGUGAGGCUCACAGCCCCCGCCCAUCUUGUGAGCCUGCAGCCCUUUCCUGGAGCCUUCUCCACCCUCCCCCAGCCCUUCAGCUCAGUUGGGGAUUCUUCCCUGAGGGCUGUGGGCCUGACCUUCUGCAGGUCCUUUCCUUCCUGCUCAGCAUCCAUGGAGCAGACCUGAAGGAAGUUUCCAAGCCUGAUGAAUGCUCCCUCCUCCCAUCGGACACAGACCAGUGACUGCCCUGAUCAUUCUGUUGGCCAUACUCCCCCUGCCCCUAGCUUCUCACCUACUCCCCACCCAUUCACUCCCCCAUCCUUACAAUCUGCUCUGACCAGCAAAGGCAGCCAGGACUUCCUGAGUAUGUGCGUACAUGUGUGUGUGUGUGACUGUGAAUGUAGGUGUGUGGAUGAAUGUGCCAGUGUGUAUCUGUGUGUGUGUGUGAAUGUGUAUGGGUGACAGACUGAGUGUGUACGUGUGUUGUAUGAACAUGUCAGUGUGUAUCUGUGUGUACAUAUGGGUGUGAGACUGUAGGAGUGUUGUAUAAAUGUGUCAGUGUAUCUGUGUGUGUGUUUGGGACUGUAAGUGUAGGCGUGUUGCAUGAAUGUGUCAGUGUUUGUGUAUGUACAUAUGGGCGUGAGACUGUAGGUGUGUUGUAUGAACUUGGUGUGCAUCUGUGUGUGUUUAUAUGAGUGUGAGACUGAUUGUAGGUAAGUUGUAUGAACGUGUCAGUGUGUAUCUGUAUGUGUCUCUGUGUAUACAUGGGCAUGAGACUGUAGGUGUGUUGUAUGUCUCAGUGUCUGUGUGUGUAUAUGGAUGCAAAAUUGUGCAUGUAGGUGUGCUGUAUGAAUAUGUCAGUGUGAAUCUGUGUGUGCAUGUAUAAAUAUGAGUCUCUGAGUGUAGCUGUGUUGUAUAAAUGUGUCAGUGUGUAUUUAUGUGUUGCGAGUGUGUAGAUAGGGUAUGAGUCUGUGAGUGUAGGUGUAUUGUGUGAAUGUGUCAGUGUGUAUCUGUGUGUGUGUGUGUAUGGGUGUGAGAUUUUGAGUGUAGGUAUGUUGUAAUGUCAGUGUGUAUCUGUAUGUAUGUUUGUGAGACUGAGUGUACGUAUGUUGUAUUAAUGUGUUAGUGUGUAUUUGUCUGUGUGUAUGUAUGGGUAUGAGACUGUGAGUGUAGGUAUGUUGUAUGAACAUGUCAGUGUGUAUCUGUAUGUAUGUGAGACUGAGUGUACGUAUGUUGUAUUAAUGUGUCAGUGUGUAUUUGUGUGUGUGUAUGUAUGGGUGUGAGACUGUGUGUGUAGGUAUGUUGUAGGAACAUGUCAGUGUGUAUCUGUGUGUGUGUUAUGUAUGGGUAUGAGAAUGUCAGUGUAGAUGUGUUGUAUGAAUGUGUCAGUGUGUAUUUGUGUGUGGGUGAGUAUGAUUAUGGGUGGGGGCAUGGGUUGAGGGUGGGUGACAGGUCACACCACCAGAGACCUGGAGACCCUCACUCACCUGCAGCAGCUACUCAGGCCCUGACAACACUUCCCUCUGGGGAGGGACAGGCAUGACCUCAGUCACAUCUGACCCGCCUUCCCUGUGGAGCUUUCUGACCCAGGGCAGAGCACAGCAGAUGUGGAAGAGCAGCUGCCAUGUAUAGAAUUCGGGAGGAAGGAAGUUCACUAAGCUUUCGUCAUGGUUGGUCCCGAUGCAGGUGGUAGAGGCAGUGGAUACUAGUGGUGGCUAAGGAAUCCAGGCUCAUGUUCUCUUGUAAAACAUGACCCACAGCCCAAGACAGGGCCGAUACACCCAUCCUGGGUCCCAAUCACACAUCCUGAUGGGCCGUGCAAAGGGUCUCUGCUCUUAAGUUCUAAACAACUAUUCCUCUGCAUGUCCACUCUCCCUAGAUGUCCUGUCAUUACCUCUAAAUGUAUGAAGGGCUUUUCUACUUCAAGACAUGGAAAUACUGUAUGACUGCUCCCCUGCUGUCCAAGGAACCAGGCACUACCUCCUUGGGUCAAAACCCACCCCCAAGGCUGACCUCUGCUUUCUCUCCCCAGCCACCCUUGGCCCUCAUCUGGCACAAAGGUUGUUUGUAGACCUGGGUGCCCUGCACAGGAGUAUGAGGGGGCAGAAUGUGACCCAGGUCAGCGCCUUCAUCCUGGUGGGCUUCCCCACGGCCCCCUGGCUGCAGGACCUGCUCUUCCUCCUCUUCCUGCUCACCUACCUCUUCGUGCUGGUGGAGAACCUGGCCAUCAUCCUCACCGUCUGGGGCAGCCCCUCCCUCCACAGGCCCAUGUACUACUUUCUGGGCUCCAUGUCUUCCCUGGAGAUCUGGUACGUGUCUGACAUCAUCCCCAAGAUGCUGGAUGGCUUCCUCCUGCAGAGGAGGUGCAUCUCCUUCAUGGGCUGCAUGACCCAGCUCUACUUCUUCAGCUCCCUGGUGUGUACUGAGUGUGUGCUCCUGGCCUCCAUGGCCUACGACCGCUAUGUGGCCAUCUGCCACCCCCUGCGCUACCAAGCCAUCAUGACCACGGGGCUCUGUGUCCAGCUGGUGGCCUUCUCCUUCAUGAGUGGCUUCACCAUCUCUGUGAUCAAGGUAUACUUUAUCUCCAGUGCCAAGUUCUGUGGUUCCAACGUCCUGAACCACUUCUUCUGUGACAUCUCCCCCAUCCUCAAACUGGCCUGCACAGACUUCUCGACCGCAGAACUGGUUGACUUCAUUCUGGCCUUCCUCAUCCUGGUGUUCCCGCUCGUGGCCACUGUGCUGUCCUACGGGCACAUCACCCUGGCCGUCCUGUGCAUCCCCUCGGCCACGGGCCGCUGGAGAGCCUUCUCCACCUGCGCCUCCCACCUCACCGUGGUCACUAUCUUCUACACGGCCAUGAUCUUCAUGUAUGUUCGGCCCCAGGCUAUUGAUUCCCGGAGCUCCAAUAAGUUCAUUUCUGCUGUUUACACUGUCCUCACCCCAAUCAUCAACCCCUUGAUCUACUGUCUCAGGAACAAGGAGUUCAAGGGUGCCUUGAAAAGGCUCUGGUCUUAGACCAAGUUUCAAAGCAGCACAAUUAAAUGUCCUAUAGUCUAAUUUGUGAUGGUAAUAGCAUCUUAUCUUCCAUUUGAGAAUUGUUUGCCUAUUCCAAUAUCAUGAAGAUAUUCUCCUGUGUAACUCCACAAGCUUUGCUGUUUUACCUUUCAUGUCUCAAUUUAUAGUCCACCAGAAAUUGAUUUUUAUUUACAGUAUGAGAUGUGGGUCAGCAUUAACUCUUUUCUAUAUGUAUAUGAAGUUGACCGGAACCCACUCUUUGUUGAAAAGACAAUGCUUUGCCCUCUGCAAAAUCACCCUUUUCAUAAACCAAAUAUCUAUUUAUUCUCAUCUCUUUUUGGACUCAUUUUGUUUCAUGGUCUGUUUGUCUAUUCAUGUGUAUUAUGUUCUUGAUGUCAAGCCCAAGAAUUCUUUCCCUAAUCCUCAGUCCUGAAGGUUUUAUCCUAUGACUUUUUUCUAAGGGUUUCAUAGCUUUGCCCUUACAAUGAAGGGCCAUGAUCCACUGUGAGUCAGGUUUUGUAUAAGGUGUGAUGGGCAUACUAAGGUUUGUUGUCCAUGGACAUCCAACUGCUGUAAUGCCAUUUGCUCAAAAGGCUGUCAUUCCUUUGCUGAGCUGCACUGAACCUUUGGAAAGCAUCAGUUGACAAUACUGGUGCUGACUUAUUUCUGAUCUCUUUGGCAGUCCCUCUGCCAGGACCACGUGGUCUCCAUUAACAUAGACGCAGAAUAAAUCCUCAACAGUGGAGGAAUAAUCCCUCCCACUUCACUCUUCCUUUUCCAAAAGGCUGCUGCUCUUCUAGGGCCUGGACAGGGGAAUUUUAUUACAAGCUCAUCUACAUCAAUAAAAAUCUUGUUGAGACUUUGACAGGACUUGCGUUAAACUAACAAAUCAGUUGGGGGAGAAUUCUCGUUGUUUCUCUGUUGAGUCUUCUCAUGUUGUGUGGCUUUCAGCAUACGUAUCUUGCAUGUUCUGCUAGAUUUAUACCUAAGUACUAUAUUUCUGGAGCUAUCAUAAAUGGCAUUGCAUUCUUUUUGUUUCCACUUUUUUGUUAGUAUAUAGAAAUGUAGUUGAUUUUCAUGUUGACUUUGUAACCUGAAAUCUUGCUGAAUUCACUUACUAUUUCUAGGAAAUUUUGUAGAUUGCUUUGAGUUUUCUACAUAAACAAUCAUGUUACCUACAUAUACAGAUAGUCUUCUUCUUUUCCAAUCUGCAUGUCUUGAAAGUGAAAGUUAGUCAUUCAGCCGUGGUCACUCUUUGUGACUCCAUGGACUGUAGCCCACCAGGCUCCUCUGUCGUGCAUGUGAUUCUUCAGGCAAGAAUACUGGAGUGGGUUGCCAUUUCUUCCUCCAGGGAAUCUUCUAACCCAAGGAUGGAUCCUGUGUCUCUGCCAUUGGCACGCAGUCUUUAAUGCUGAGCCACCAAGGAAGCCUGCAGAUAUUGUAACCUGUUUCUUAUUUUAGAAAGAUUAGAAGGAAAGCAUCAGUCUUCACUAUUAAGUAUGAUGUUUGCUAUAGGUUUUUGUAGAUUUUUUUAAUCAAGUAAUUAGUAAACUGUUGCACCUUAUGUGAUUUCAGGAUAAUGCAGGUAUAAUAUUUUUGUUACAAUAAGUCCCCUACAUACAAACAUUCAAGAUGCAGACUCUCAAAGAGUUGGCCGUGUGUUUG